AACCCUUUCACCUUAAGUUUGGCCUGGGCCGCUGUGCUAUUCGCUUCUUCCUCAAUCACCAGUUCCUCUCAAUUGAGUCGAUCAAUCGUCGUCUCCAGUCUCCACUUCGGCACUGCUGCACUUCCCAGUCCGACGGUCGACGGUGAGUCUCCUACAGUCCCGCACUCCCUCUGUGAGUCGCCAUUCCUCCUUAUUUGUUUUUUUUUGUAGAAAAAAAGGAGACUUAGCUAUGAAAGACAACAAGUGUUGGCGACCCAACCUGAAACCUGUUUGAUCCGCUCUUAAAAAAACUGCCCAUUCGCCUCGAUGAUUAGUACCCUAACCCAUUUUGAACUGUUACUCAAUCUGACCCAACUUCCUUUCGCCUUCACACACCUUAUAUGUCUUUAUAGGCACAAUAUUUGAAGACGUCACAUCUAUACCUGCAUAGAUGGCUAGUGGAUUGGGUUUGGAAUGCCAAGUUUGUGGCUUUGUGGGCUUGGACGAUGGUGGUGAUGGCUUCUUUUACUGUCAGCGUUGUGGCUCUCAAGCUGAUGGAAUUAGGGACACUGCUGUUGAUAAUGAUGAGAUGCUUUUGACCAAGGAGAAUGUAGGGGGUAUUGUUCAAAGGCGUGUACCCGUUGUUAAAACUGAGCCAGUCUCCCAGUCCCAACCUCCUUCACAAUUUUGGGAGACUUUAAGGACCCAAGAGGAUGAUGCUGAAGCAGGUGAUGGUGUUGGUCCCACCGAGCCCGUUGAUUUUGGGAGAGGCCCUAGAACAUUGAGUUAUGAAGAUUAUUACUCAGAAAUUAGGAUGAGGUAUGUGAUGGGAGUCCAGAUAAUGAUUGAGCUGCAGAUUAAGGCUUUGGUUGAAAAGUUUAACGUGUGUCCCAUAAUUGUUGGCAUGGUCGAACCCGUUUGGUUAAGAUUUGUGGCAUCAACUCAGAUUUUCACUGAUGACUGGGCGGAUGAGGUUAUUAAUGAAUCAGAAUCUCAAGUACAAGGGGAAACAGAAGUUGUUGGGCCUAGGGCUAGACAUAGAGCUGAACCUCAUAAUAUACUUGGUAAACGAUCUGUAAUGAUAUGGUACCAAUAUGUGAGCAAAACAAUUCCUUUAUCUUAUUCUUUAGUAAUUUCUUUUCUGGUGUGCCAUUUGGCAAGGGAGCCAAUCUUGUCGACGGAUAUAGUGAAGUGGACGCUUGAUGGAAAGCUUCCUUAUUUUGCUGCUUUUGUUGAAAUCGAGAAACAAAUUGGACCCCAUACUAAUGCCUGCCCUCUAAGUUCAAGUCGCAUGUUCAGACCUAUACAGGCGAUCUCUAUACAAAAGUUGGAAUCAUUGGCAGCUUGUAUUGCACAUUCAAUAGAUUUGGAAUUACCUCCAGUCAACUUCUAUGCAAUUGCUUCUCGUUAUCUCAGGCAGUUAUCUCUUCCUGUUGAGACUAUUCUCCCUCAUGCAUGCCGCAUAUAUGAGUGGUCUAUGCCACCAGAGCUGUGGUUAUCAGCUAACGACUUCAGGCUUCCUACACGUGCUUGUGUAUUGUCUAUACUUAUAGUUUCAAUUAGGAUCCUUUACAACAUACAUGGUUUUGGGAAGUGGGAAAUGUCAUUAUCUUCUGCCAUUAAGCGAUCCUCAUCAGCUGGCAAGAGAGAAGAUGGAAAAAAUUUGAACAUUUCGGAUAUUGAUGCUGAUAAAGAAAAAGAGGCGGAAUCCGAAUAUAAUGUUGAUGUAAAUAGUGCUGCUGAGCUGUCAUAUAUUUUGAUUAAUCCCAAGUUGCAAGAUGAUGAUGAUGAUAGCGAUGAUUCUGAUAGAAAGCCAUAUAAUAAGCUACCGAGAAAAUCCAACUGGGAUGCUACGAAGAUUUUAGUUGUACUUCAAUCGAAAUACAAUGAGCUCAUUGAUACAAGUGAUCAUUGUAAGGAUUUGCAAACGUAUCUUGAAUACUGUAAGGAUGUGGUUUUUGCUGGUAUGGAACUGUCAUUCGAGGAUCAUGAGGAACAACAAAUAAUAGAGGACCUUUGGAAUUUUUAUCGAAAGGAAGAGGACCAUAAACAAUCAAGUCCUCUGGAGUCUCGCUUCUCGAUCCCUACUUGUGGUCCCCACAAGAGACCUCGAGAUAGUUCCAAAAGAAAAACGAACAAGACCAAGAAACCUAAAGACGAUGAUGCCCAAAUUAGCGUCGACGACUCUAAGGGGUCCCACAAAGAAAUAGCGAUAAAAAGAAUGAUAUCGAACAUGGAAGAGAACAAAUUCUAUUAUAUCCCUCCAAGGACCAAAGUCAAACGAUCCGAUUACCUACACUACACGAGAAAAAAAGGCGAUGGGGCCUACACAUACGCGGCACACGCAGAUUAUUACAUUUUACUGCGUUCUUGUGCAAGAGUGGCGCAACUCGAUGUCAGGAGUAUGCAUGUUGCAGUGUUGAAUUUCGAAAGGCGUUUGGCGUGGCUAGAGAAGAACAUUGAUCAUUGUUUGAAAAUAAUGCCUACGAGCGAAGAUUGUGAACUCUGUCGUGAUGAUGAAAUGAUGCAAACAGUUCCAAACGAUGAUUCAGUCGAUUUUUCAAAGUUGAACUUGUGAGAUUUGUUC
Messenger RNA from Cynara cardunculus var. scolymus (artichoke), 2566 nucleotides. RefSeq names its product TATA box-binding protein-associated factor RNA polymerase I subunit B. Gene Ontology annotation, biological process: RNA polymerase I preinitiation complex assembly; nucleolar large rRNA transcription by RNA polymerase I. Bases 431 to 2557 code for a protein of 708 amino acids. The record is from RefSeq and is a predicted model, not a curated record. Gene Ontology annotation, cellular component: RNA polymerase transcription factor SL1 complex; RNA polymerase I core factor complex. Gene Ontology annotation, molecular function: RNA polymerase I core promoter sequence-specific DNA binding. Lineage: Eukaryota; Viridiplantae; Streptophyta; Magnoliopsida; Asterales; Asteraceae. The transcript is spliced from 5 exons.